Messenger RNA from Carya illinoinensis, 1989 nucleotides. Its product is annotated as amino acid permease 2-like. The coding region runs from base 242 to 1699 and encodes 485 amino acids. Gene Ontology annotation, cellular component: plasma membrane. The record is from RefSeq and is a predicted model, not a curated record. The transcript has 7 exons. Lineage: Eukaryota; Viridiplantae; Streptophyta; Magnoliopsida; Fagales; Juglandaceae.
GCUAUAUUAUGCCCUCGUUCCGUCCCUAGUUUACCUCCACUGCUAUCUCUCAGACUCUCACUACUCCAUCCUUAAUUUCCUCUUCGAUCAAAACUGUUCUCAUUCUCUCUCUGUCCUUGAUCUUCUCCUUGUUCUUCGGGGUUAGGUUGUGCAUGCAAAUGAUCAACUACUACAGCCUCUCUCUUCGGGUUAGGUUUUGAAUGCAUCUCAGACUUACCCAUCUUGGCUGCCAACCCUCUAAAUGGGUGAGAACGCUGCCACAAAGUACCACCACCAACACCAAGUUUUUGACAUCUCCAUAGAUGUGCUUCCGCAGAGUGGCUCCAAAUGCUUUGACGACGAUGGUCGUCUCAAACGAACUGGGACUCUUUGGACUGCAAGUGCUCACAUAAUAACAGCUGUGAUUGGAUCUGGGGUGCUAUCCUUAGCCUGGGCCAUAGCUCAGCUAGGAUGGAUUGCUGGCCCAGCUAUGAUGCUUCUGUUCUCCUUUGUCGGUUUCUACACUUCAUCACUGCUUGCAGACUGUUACCGUACCGGUGACCUCGUCUCCGGCAAGAGAAACUAUACUUACAUGGAAGCAGUCCGGUCCAUUCUUGGUGAAGCUAAGGUCAAGGCUUGUGGGUUUAUUCAGUAUGUGAAUCUUUUUGGAAUAGCCAUUGGAUACACUAUCGCAGCAUCUAUAAGCAUGAUGGCAAUCAAGCGUUCUAAUUGUUUUCAUGAGAGUGGCGGGGAGAACCCAUGUCAGAUGUCGAGCUAUCCAUACAUGAUCUUGUUUGGUGUAACUGAAAUCUUGUUUUCUCAAAUCCCGGACUUCGAUCAAAUAUGGUGGCUAUCAAUUGUCGCCGCUGUGAUGUCUUUUACUUAUUCUUCAAUUGGUCUAGGACUUGGAAUUGCCAAAGUUGCAGCUACGGGAACUUUAAGGGGCAGUCUCACUGGAAUAAGCAUUAAUAAUGUGUCCCAAACCCAAAAGCUGUUGAGGAGUUUCCAGGCUCUAGGCGACAUAGCCUUUGCUUACUCAUUUUCUGCCAUCCUAAUUGAAAUUCAGGACACAAUCAAAUCUCCACCAUCAGAAGCAAAGACAAUGAAGAAGGCCACGGUACUUAGCGUUUCGGUGACGACCGUAUUUUACAUGCUUUGUGGCUGCACGGGCUAUGCAGCUUUUGGUGACCUUGCACCUGGAAAUCUCCUCACUGGUUUUGGUUUCUACAACCCUUUUUGGCUUCUUGAUAUUGCUAAUGCUGCUAUAGUAAUCCAUCUGGUGGGAGCAUAUCAAGUUUUCAGCCAACCUAUCUUUGCUUUCAUCGAGAAAAGGGCAAAACAAAAAUGGCCAGAAAGCGGAUUCAUCACCAAGGAAUUUGCAAUCCCAAUCCCGGGUUGUGGCCAAUAUAAACUAAACCUCUUCCGUUUGGUUUGGAGAACGAUGUUCGUGGUCUUAACCACCGUUAUAUCAAUGUUGCUUCCCUUCUUUAAUGAUGUCGUGGGGAUUAUUGGGGCACUUGGGUUUUGGCCUUUAACUGUCUAUUUUCCUGUGGAGAUGUAUAUUGCACAGAAGAAUAUACCAAAGUGGAGCACUAGAUGGAUAUGCCUACAAAUCUUGAGCAUUUCUUGCCUUGCAAUAUCAGUUGCUGCGGCUGCCGGUUCCAUUGCGGGUGUCAUGCUCGACCUCAAGGCCUACAGGCCAUUCAAAACCAGCUACUGAUCAUGAUCUCAUUCUCUGGGUAUCUUUUUUGGAUCAACUUACCAUUGAACAAAAAAGAUCAAAAAGAAAAACAAACAUCAUUUAUAUUUCAGUUCCAUGUAAAUGAAACAACCUAAUUAAUGUGGUUGGUGUUGGUGUGGUUUGAUUUAUGUAGUUCGAUUUCAGUCUUUCAUUUGAAGGCUUCUGGUUUUUCAAAAAAAAAAAAAAAUCAAAGAGAUCGAGGAAUGUACUUUGUAUCAUGUAAUUAUCUACGUGAAAUCGAAAAAAUGAGCAUCCGCUUCUUAAUUCAA